Molecule: messenger RNA, 672 nt
Organism: Echinops telfairi (small Madagascar hedgehog)
Lineage: Eukaryota; Metazoa; Chordata; Mammalia; Afrosoricida; Tenrecidae
Product: N-alpha-acetyltransferase 10-like
Biological process (GO): N-terminal peptidyl-glutamic acid acetylation
Cellular component (GO): NatA complex
Molecular function (GO): protein N-terminal-serine acetyltransferase activity; protein-N-terminal-glutamate acetyltransferase activity
Source: RefSeq, a predicted model, not a curated record
AUGAACAUCCGCAAUGCGAGGCCGGAGGACCUGAUGACCAUGCAGCACUGCAACCUGCUGUGCCUCCCAGAGAACGACCAGAGGAAGUACUACUUCUACCACGGCCUCUCUUGGCCCCAGCUCUCUUACAUCGCGGAGGACGAGAAUGGGAAGAUUGUUGGCUACGUGUUGGCCAAAAUGGAGGAAGACCCAGAUGACGUGCCCCAUGGACACAUUACGUCACUGGCUGUGAAGCGCUCGCACCGUCGCCUUGGCCUGGCGCAGAAGCUGAUGGACCAGGCCUCCCGAGCUAUGAUUGAGAACUUCAACGCUAAAUAUGUCUCUCUGCACGUCAGGAAGAGUCACCGGGCCGCCCUGCACCUCUACUCCAACACUCUCAAUUUCCAGAUCAGUGAAGUGGAGCCCAAGUACUACGCAGAUGGGGAAGACGCGUACGCCAUGAAGCGGGACCUCACCCAGAUGGCGGAUGAACUGAGGCGGCAGCUGGAGCUGAAGGAGAAGGGCAGGCCGGUGGUGCUGGGGCCCGUGGAGAACAAGAACAACUCACUGUCGAGCGCAGGCGAGGCCUCCCGGGAGGAUAGUGGUGGGGACAGCAAGGACCUCAGUGACGUCAGCGAAACCACAGAGAGCACUGAUGAGGACAGCUCAGAGGCCUCUGACUCAGCCUCCUAG